AUGAGGUUGCGACAAACCAUCCGUGCCCCCUCACGGUAUGAAGAUGAAUGUGAGCUCUCUACUGGUGUUUCUCCGCGACGAUUGCCACGGCGCAGAAAAGCAGCAGCAGCAGUAGCAGAGGAAAGGGCAAUAGCUUAUGUUGACUACAACCCGAAUCAACCUCCUGCCGCAUUUCCCACCCUCGACCACCCGCUUCCCGCUGGGCAGACUUAUCAUUCUCCUACCACUACUGCGUCAACUUCUGCUGCUGCUGCCGCCGCUGCCAGCGCCAAUCGUGCUACUGGUGAUGCUGAUCACGAAGCUGACGGACAUCAUCUAGACGCUUUCGAUUCGCUUUAUCGUGGUAUCCCUCCAGCAGAGCUCGACAACUUCAUCGCGAGUAAUGGCCCCCAAAAUCCACAAUAUAAGAGGAACAUGGCGCUCCCGGCAAGAGAGGACGAUAACUUCGAUUUCGAGAUUAGUGAUGACGAUGAUGAGCAACAGCCACCUGGUAAUGACGCUGCUGGCGAACAGUGGAUUCACCGUGAAGAACCGAUACCCACCAAUCCGCAGUGGUCCGAUAUUUCAUCGAGUCUACAAAUAGAAAUUGCGGAAAACAUGUUAGAGACUCAUAGGCUGUCCACAAUUCAGCUCCUGCUUGGCCUGAACCAGUGUGAUACUGAUCAACUAACGCUCAAUCUCAACAUGAAGAAGGAAGAUCUCGAAUAUGAAAAUCGUAUUCUCGAGGAAAUGCGCAACAAGCAGCUGCAGGCUCUGAUGUGUCUUGAUAACUCUGAUCUGAAACAGCACUCGGUACCAGCGCGGCUUGUCAUGUCGAGGAAAGUGUGGAAUCAGUGUCAUCACAUGAUUCAAAAACAGUCGAAGAUGAGGUAUCUGUUUUGCCAAGCUAGAGAUCUUUUGCUAGCACAAAAAUUCUUGUCGAAACGAGGUCUACCUAUGAUAUAUGCUGGCGAUUGGGACAACCAAUUUGUUGCGACCCCAUCGAUAUCAAACACUGCAGGUGUUCCUGAAACGUUACAAUGGAAAUCGACUGCAGAAUCACAAUCAAAUUCAUCUGCCGCGGCCGGAAGUACAGAGCUGCUGCCAGGAAACCCGCUUCACUCGGCCACUGGAACACAAACUGGUGUCCAGGGCGCAUCUCCCGCCACCGUCAAUGGUCUGCCGAUUGUACGAUUAGCAUCAACCCAGCUUUCUAAUCCGAUGCCUCGAGCUAGCACUCAGCAAACUUCUAACGAGCAACAGCUAGUCUUACCAAAUCAAGCCCUUGUGCAUCUCAAGAUCGGCCCCAGAAAUGCAGCUCGUAUACAUAUAGAUCAACCGGCAAUGCGAUCUCGUCGACACAUGGAUAUGCUUCUUGCUACUCCUCGACCACAAGUUAGAGAGCCAAACAGCGAUGAUACAAUCGAAGAAUCACCUUCCGGAUCAACUGGGCUCGAUGGUAUGCAUCAUCAGUAUUCAAUGCCGGUGCGUCGCAUGUUUGGCUCCUGGUCAACAGGCCUGUCUCAACUACAGCCACCGAAACCUUCACUUCCGACAAGGCCACUUACUGGAAGCUUUAAUAGCAUCAUUCAUCCUGAGGAUAACCACAUUCGACUCCCGAAGCUGGAUGUUGAAAUGUGUCUUGCAACUCCUAAGUCCUAUCGCACUGCCGUCAGUGAGAGGCAGUUACAGUCGAGCAUUUCAGCAUACCAACAAUCACCAAUGCCUCCAAGUGAUGAUGCAGAGUUUGAGGAUUCGGGAUCUGCAUCUGCGUCCUACUCGAGUUCAGACGCGACAGUUAUGGAGCCGAAGAAGGAACAGAGGACUAUACAAGCGGAGACUGAUGUCUUUUCUCCCUCCAAGGCUAUGAAAGGUCUGAAUCUUUUACCUUCUGUAUCUUUGAAUCCAAUAGAGACAGCGAAGAGACAGCCAGCCGAAGUCAGUAGCUUCGUAGCACAGCCGGAGACCAACACGAAUCGCCUGCCCGAUGAAGCACUCCAAGGGACUAUAAAUUCAUUCAAAAUGCUCCAACCAUCCAAGCCCACCAAGCAUACUAAGCCCCUUUUUGGCUUCGAUAGGUUCGAGAUUCACACAGACAAUCAGAAAGCGACCCAAAAUGCCAACAUCAGCCAACAAAACCAGCCAUAUCCAUCGACAGGUCAAGGACAGAUAUCAGUGGAUACAAUCGACACAUCCCGGGACGAGAGUUCCGUGAUGACUGACAAGUCUGCAGUUGAAGUGUCCGAGCCGCCUUCCACAAACGCUGAAACUGCUAAUGCGGCCAAACCAGAGACCAAAGACCUCCCCAGUGAUCACCUCUCGCCUAUUUCCGCCAACGUUGCUGCGGAUGGAACGCCGUCGACUCGAAAGACGCGUCAGUCGACGAGGAAGCAAACCACGGGCACAAAGCGAGAUGCCAGCACUGAAAUUAAAACAACGCGGCCAAAGCGAGGCAAGAAUCUUGUUACGUCUCCCAAUCUCAUUACCAAUCAGGCCGCUACUCCAACUUCAAAUCCCCCUGUCACUCGUGGACGAGGACGACCUCGCAAGCAUCCAGUCCAAUAA
Messenger RNA from Talaromyces marneffei, 2544 nucleotides. RefSeq lists its product as uncharacterized. Bases 1 to 2544 code for a protein of 847 amino acids. The record is from RefSeq and is a predicted model, not a curated record. The transcript has 2 exons. Lineage: Eukaryota; Fungi; Ascomycota; Eurotiomycetes; Eurotiales; Trichocomaceae.